AGCCAGCUGUCGCGCCACGCCAUGGACCACUACCUGCGCGAGCGCGGCGACAUGGUUCUAGUCAUCCUGCACGCCAAGGUCGCCCAGAAGUCAUGGGGAAACAAGAAGUGGUUCAUCUGCCCACCUCCGUGCGUCUACCUGCUUGGGGACGGCUGGCAGCGCAGACGGGACCAACUGCUUCGUGCGGGGGAGAGCGAGGAGGGCGCCCAGCUGCGCGCCUUCAUAGGCAUCGACCACUCGGGCCACGAUAUUCAGCAGCUGGACUUUGGCGACAAGAACUACUCUACCACGAGGACGCUGUUCAUCAGCGGCUCGGACAAGCGCAACCAGUUCAUGCUUCACGUCAAUCUGUUUUAUGGCAAUGGUGAGUCCGUGGGCGCGUUCCAGAGCAAGCGCAUCAUGGUGAUCUCUCAGCAGAGCACGAAGAAGCACUUGCUGAACAACGCUGACCUAUGCAUCGCCUCGGGCACCUGGGUGGCGCUCUUUAACCGGCAGAGCUUGAGCACAGUGAACAUGCGCUUCCUGCACGUCGAUGGCGGAAACUUCUACGCCAGCUCGAGCCAGUGGGGCGCCUUCUCCAUCCACCUGCUGGACGACAAGGCCGAGGUGCGCCACGGAUACAUCCACUACGGCUCGAUUGUCAAGCUGGUGUGCUCGGUGACCGGCAUCACACUUCCACCUCUCAUCAUUCGCAAGGUAGACAACCAGAACGUCUUCCUUGACGCCGAUGAGGCGGUGUUGCAGCUACAGAAGUGCGCCUUCUACAUGAAGGACACCGAGCGCAUGUACCUGUGCGUGUCUCAGGAGAACAUCAUCCAGUUCCAGGCAACCCCGUGUUGCAAAGACGUCAAAAGGGACCUGAUCGACGACGGCGCCUCGUGGACCAUCGUCAGCACAGAUAAGGCCGAGUACAGGUUCUUCAAGGGUGCCGGACCCACACGCGGACCCGUGACGCCUGUGCCGGUCGUGAACAGCCUGCACCUGAAUGGUGGCGGUGACGUGACCAUGCUCGAGAUCGCUGGCGAGAACUUCACGGCCAACCUGCGCGUCUGGUUAGGCAACGUCGAAGUCGAGACAAUAUACCGGAGUGCCGAGUGCCUUCUCUGCGCGUUGCCCGAUAUUUCGACGUUCCGCGAGGGCUGGCAGGGGAUGUGCUCGUCCACCCAGAUGCCCAUCUCCUUGGUACGCUCUGAUGGCGUCAUCUACGCGACGGAACUUACCUUCACCUACACACCCGAGCCCGGGCUGUCCGUCUCCGCCCCGAUGCAUGAGAUCCUGAAGCACGCAAAUGCACGCACCCACCCGCCGGCACCCGAGGACCACGGCAUGAUGGCGCAGAAUUACGGAUACGCCAUUGGUUCCUACCCGCACCACCAAGACACGCCGUGA
This is a messenger RNA of Rhipicephalus microplus (southern cattle tick), 1389 nucleotides long. Its product is annotated as recombining binding protein suppressor of hairless. Gene Ontology annotation, molecular function: RNA polymerase II cis-regulatory region sequence-specific DNA binding; DNA-binding transcription activator activity, RNA polymerase II-specific. Gene Ontology annotation, cellular component: nucleus. The record is from RefSeq and is a predicted model, not a curated record. Gene Ontology annotation, biological process: regulation of transcription by RNA polymerase II. NCBI's taxonomy places the organism in Eukaryota, Metazoa, Arthropoda, Arachnida, Ixodida, Ixodidae.